GUAGAUGCGCAUGAAAUCUAUCAUCUUAUCCUAAACCUAACAGACCAGUAGAAAACCAAAUGCCAAGCUGCUGCAAAUAAAACACAAACAAUCAUAGUAACACAAACCUCUUCUUCAAAUUCAGUUGCAGAUGGCAACCAUACUUGGAACUUCUUCCUCUGCAAUCUUGGCGUCUAAACCUUUCUCCAUUCCUUCUCUCUCUUUAACCUCCUCAGGGCUAAGUUUUGGGAGGAAGUAUUAUGGAGGGAUUGGUCUUGUGGGUAAGAAAGGGAGGCCUCAGUUUCAUGUUGCAGUUGCCAGUGUUGCUACUGACAUUGGCUCUGUUCAGGAGGCCCAGAAGGCUGCUGCUAAGGAAAGCCAGAGACCAGUAUAUCCAUUUGCUGCUAUAGUAGGGCAAGAUGAGAUGAAGCUGUGCCUUUUGCUAAAUGUGAUUGAUCCCAAGAUUGGAGGUGUCAUGAUCAUGGGUGAUAGAGGGACCGGAAAGUCCACCACUGUUAGGUCCAUGGUUGAUUUACUUCCAGAAAUUAAGGUGGUUGCUGGUGACCCCUAUAACUCAGAUCCGGAAGAUCCAGAGUCGAUGGGUAUUGAAGUCAGGGAGAGUGUUGUGAAAGGGGAGGAUCUCACUGUUGUCCUGACUAAAAUUAAUAUGGUUGACUUGCCAUUGGGAGCUACAGAGGAUAGGGUGUGUGGUACAAUUGACAUUGAAAAGGCUCUCACCGAGGGUGUAAAGGCAUUUGAGCCGGGUCUUCUUGCUAAAGCUAAUAGAGGCAUUCUUUAUGUUGAUGAGGUUAAUCUUUUGGAUGACCACUUGGUGGAUGUUCUUUUAGAUUCUGCUGCAUCAGGGUGGAACACAGUGGAGAGAGAGGGUAUUUCAAUUUCACAUCCUGCACGAUUUAUUUUGAUUGGUUCUGGCAAUCCUGAAGAAGGAGAGCUAAGGCCACAGCUUCUUGAUAGAUUUGGAAUGCACGCACAAGUGGGGACUGUUAGGGAUGCAGAGCUCAGAGUUAAAAUUGUGGAAGAGAGAGCUCAAUUUGACAAAAAUCCAAAGGAAUUUCGCGAGUCUUACAAGUCUGAGCAAGAGAAACUCCAGCAACAAAUUUCCUCAGCUAGGAGUUUUCUUUCAUCUGUAAAAAUAGAUCAUGAUCUUAAGGUUAAAAUCUCCAAGGUUUGUUCAGAGCUGAAUGUUGAUGGAUUGAGAGGAGACAUUGUGACGAAUAGAGCUGCAAAAGCUCUUGCUGCCCUGAAGGGUAGGGAUCAAGUAACUGCAGAAGAUAUUGCUACUGUCAUCCCCAAUUGUUUAAGACACCGUCUUCGGAAGGAUCCCUUGGAGUCAAUCGACUCAGGUUUACUUGUCAGUGAGAAAUUUUAUGAGGUUUUUAGCUGAAGCCAGUAUUUUUAGAUGUCCACUUCUGUAAUUUUUUGUAACAGUCCCUCGAAUUACAUUUUUUCUGUUUCUAUCAUGUUUUUAUUUUUCACGCAAUCUUUGUUAAAAAUUCUACAAAUAUAAUCAUGGAUUGUACCUGUUAUUGAGGAUUUUGUAUUAAACUGAAGAGAAGAUGCCAUGCCUGCAAUAUCUGCUAUUACUUAUUUUA
Populus trichocarpa (black cottonwood) is the source of this 1592-nucleotide messenger RNA. RefSeq names its product magnesium-chelatase subunit ChlI, chloroplastic. Bases 131 to 1384 code for a protein of 417 amino acids. Gene Ontology annotation, biological process: chlorophyll biosynthetic process. The transcript has 3 exons. NCBI's taxonomy places the organism in Eukaryota, Viridiplantae, Streptophyta, Magnoliopsida, Malpighiales, Salicaceae. Gene Ontology annotation, molecular function: magnesium chelatase activity; ATP hydrolysis activity; ATP binding. Gene Ontology annotation, cellular component: chloroplast stroma. The record is from RefSeq and is a predicted model, not a curated record.